CUGCUCUCUGAGACGCCCGGCGUUUUCAACCCCUGACGUCAUCGCUCGGCGCCGGCGGGAAGGUCGACCUGCUCCUUCCCUCCCUCUUGGAAAGAUGGCGGCGGCCGCGCUGUGGGGUUGCCGGAAAUGCCUUUUAAAUGUAUGGCUUGUAUCCGGACGAAGCUCAGGCCCCUUGCACCAUGCUUUCCUCGUGCAUCGAACUGGCAGACCUGCAUUGGAGCUGUACCAGGCUCGAUGUUCCUCCUCCGGAGGCCGGAAAGGUUUUAUCUCCGGCUUCGUGGAGAAUAUUAAGCAGGAGCUGGCCAAAAACAAGGAGAUGAAGGAAAGUAUUAAAAGGUUCAGAGACGAAGCGAAGAAGUUGGAAGAGUCGGAGGCCCUGCAGGAAGCGAGGCGGAAAUACAAAACAAUAGAAUCUGAGACAGUCAAGACCUCUGAAGUCCUUAAAAAGAAAUUUGGAGAAAUCACAGACACUGUCAAAGACAGCCUCGACGAAGUCAGUAAGAGCGAUAUCGGCCGGAAGAUAAAGGAAGGUAUGGAAGAAGCCACCAAAACUGCGAAGCAGUCUGCGGAAUCGGUCACCAGAGGAGGAGAGAAGCUGGGACGGACGGCAGCGUUCAAGGCCAUUUCCCAGGGCGUGGAGACGGUCAAGAAAGAGAUCGACGAGAGCGUCCUGGGCCAGACGGGGCCUUAUAAGCGGCCAGAGAGGCUCCGGAAGCGGACAGAGUUUGCUGGCGAGAGGCUGAAGGAAGAGAGGAUAUUUGAAGCCAAUGAGGAGGCGAUGGGCGUGGUUCUCCACAAGGACUCCAAAUGGUACCAGCAGUGGAAAGAGUUCAAGGACAACAACGUGGUCUUCAACCGUUUCUUUGAAAUGAAAAUGAAAUACGACGAGAGCGACAAUGCCAUCAUCCGGGCCUCUCGCGUUGUGACGGACAAGAUGACAGACUUCAUCGGCGGGCUGUUCUCCAAGACUGAAAUGUCGGGGGUCCUGACCGAGAUCCUCCGCGUCGACCCAAACUUCGACAAGGAUCGGUUCCUCAAGCAGUGUGAGGACGACAUCAUUCCCAACAUCUUAGAGGCCAUCAUAACCGGAGACCUGGACAUCCUCAAGGACUGGUGUUACGAGGCGACUUACAGCCAGCUGGCACACCCGAUUCAGCAAGCGAAAGCGAUGGGGCUUCAGUUCCACUCCAGGAUUUUGGACGUCGACAAUGUAGACCUCGCGAUGGGCAAGAUGAUGGAGCAGGGACCCGUGCUAAUCAUCACUUUCCAAGCUCAGUUAGUCAUGGUGAUCAAAAACCAGAAAGGGGAAGUCGUGGAAGGAGACCCGGAGAAAGUUCUACGGAUGCUCUACGUUUGGGCCCUCUGCAGAGACCCGGACGAGCUCAACCCUUACGCCGCCUGGAGACUGCUGGACAUUUCUGCAUCAAGCACUGAGCAGAUCUUAUGAGCUCGGCGUCUCCUCUGCCCGCCUCUGCCAGAACACAGGAGGAGCGCUUCUUUCCUCGCACGGAGGCCGGACAGGAGGGCGACUUGGGUGUGGCGCCGCUUUGCUGAGGACGCGGGGGUUCCGGCUCCAAGGCUGGCAGCGGGGAACGACUUGCGGGUCCCCUGCCAGCAGUCGGGCAUGGGGUGUUUCCUUGACACUGGAGCAGUAUGCCAAACUCUUGGGAGUUUCUCGGGGAGGACAAGCGAGGAAAGACCCCCGCUUCGGAUCGCGGCAUUGAGGAGUCCGAGGUGCACUUUGCCAAAGCAGCCCGGCUCGUCGUCCCCAUUCCCCCUGCGCUUCAGGCGGCAACCUGGCCUGCGCGGUGCCCGCCCGCCAGCAGAACCAAAGAGACGCUCGUUUGCCAUGCCACCGUUUUUUUGCAGGUGGAUGUUGAAGGCCCGAACUACGGUUGCGGAGCGGGGAAGGGGAAUGGCUCUAUGGGGCAGGGGAAGGUCUUUCAGCUUGGGUUGCUGCUGUGGGGAAUGGAGCGUCCUGUCGUCGACCCCCCACAGUUGUCCUUCCGCUGCAAGCUUGGCACAUGGAGCUGUUGGGAGGCGGCUGCAGCUGUGAGGGGUUGUGACGGCCCUCAGCCCCAAGACACACACACACACACACACACACACACACACACACACACACACACACCCUGCCUGCCCCAAACACUCUGAUUUGGCCUGAUCUGGGCAAUUGGUAUCAUGGCAAUAGAUUCUUCUACCACCUCUGUAAAUUAAAUACGUAUAUCCAG
This is a messenger RNA of Podarcis raffonei (Aeolian wall lizard), 2231 nucleotides long. RefSeq names its product translocase of inner mitochondrial membrane 44 (gene TIMM44). The record is from RefSeq and is a predicted model, not a curated record. Bases 95 to 1447 code for a protein of 450 amino acids. NCBI's taxonomy places the organism in Eukaryota, Metazoa, Chordata, Lepidosauria, Squamata, Lacertidae. Gene Ontology annotation, cellular component: mitochondrial inner membrane. Gene Ontology annotation, molecular function: protein-folding chaperone binding. The transcript has 13 exons. Gene Ontology annotation, biological process: protein import into mitochondrial matrix.